Molecule: messenger RNA, 4491 nt
Organism: Egretta garzetta (little egret)
Lineage: Eukaryota; Metazoa; Chordata; Aves; Pelecaniformes; Ardeidae
Gene: PTPRT
Product: protein tyrosine phosphatase receptor type T
Exons: 34
Coding region: 1-4491 (1496 amino acids)
Biological process (GO): protein dephosphorylation
Cellular component (GO): membrane
Molecular function (GO): protein tyrosine phosphatase activity; protein binding
Source: RefSeq, a predicted model, not a curated record
AUGUAUUCAUUUUUCUUGUUUUUAGGUGGUUGUUCAUUCGAUGAGCACUACAGUAAUUGUGGUUAUAGUGUGGCCUUGGGAACCAAUGGAUUUACCUGGGAGCAGAUCAAUACCUGGGAAAAGCCAACAAUGGAUCCUGCUGUCCCAACUGGCUCCUUCAUGAUGGUGAACAGCUCUGGGCGGGCGUCUGGGCAGAAAGCUCACUUGCUGUUGCCUACCCUGAAGGAGAAUGACACACAUUGCAUCGACUUCCACUAUUACUUAUCCAGCAGAGACCGUUCGAGUCCUGGCUCUCUGAAUGUCUACGUGAAGGUGAACGGAGGACCACAGGGCAAUCCGAUAUGGAAUGUCUCGGGGGUUGUUACAGAAGGAUGGGUGAAAGCAGAACUUGCCAUCAGUACAUUUUGGCCACAUUUUUAUCAGGUGAUAUUUGAAUCUGUCUCUCUGAAAGGACAUCCAGGGUACAUAGCUGUGGAUGAAGUCAGAGUUCUCGCCCAUCCAUGCAGAAAAGCACCUCAUUUCCUACGGCUUCAGAACGUGGAGGUUAAUGUGGGACAGAACGCGACAUUCCAGUGCAUUGCUGGGGGGAAGUGGUCGCAACAUGACAAACUUUGGCUCCAGCAGUGGAAUGGAAGGGACACAGCAUUAAUGGUCACUCGAGUGGUCAACCAUAGACGUUUUUCUGCUACUGUCAGUGUGGCUGACACUUCUCAACGCAGUAUCAGCAAGUACCGAUGUGUCAUUCGUUCAGAUGGUGGAUCUGGAGUUUCGAAUUAUGCAGAAUUAAUAGUGAAAGAACCCCCAACUCCUAUCGCCCCUCCUGAGCUGCUGGCUGUCGGAGCCACGUACCUGUGGAUCAAACCCAAUGCCAACUCCAUCAUUGGAGAUGGGCCCAUCAUAUUGAAAGAGGUGGAGUAUCGGACAACCACUGGGAAUUGGGCUGAAACGCACAUUGUAGACUCUCCUAAUUACAAACUCUGGCAUUUGGAUCCUGAUGUGGAGUAUGAGAUCAGAGUGCUGCUCACUCGCCCUGGAGAAGGAGGCACAGGGCCCCCUGGACCACCACUCACAACAAGAACAAAAUGUGCAGAUCCUGUCCAUGGACCACAAAACGUAGAAGUUGUUGAUAUUCGCUCCCGUCAGCUGACGUUGCAGUGGGAGCCCUUCGGUUAUGCGGUGACCCGCUGCCACAGCUACAAUCUCACAGUCCAGUACCAGUAUGUGUUUAACCAGCAAAAAUUUGAGGCAGAGGAACUCAUCCAAACUUCCUCCCACUACACCUUGCGAGGUCUUCGGCCCUUCAUGACCAUCAGGCUGAGGUUAGCCCUCUCUAACCCAGAGGGCAAAAUGGAAAGUGAGGAAUUGGUUGUGCAGACUGAGGAAGAUGUUCCUGGACCUGUUCCCUUGGAAUCCAUCCAGGGAGGACCUUUUGAAGAGAAGAUCUAUGUUCAGUGGAAGCCUCCAAAUGAGACAAAUGGCAUCAUUACACUCUAUGAGAUCACAUACAAGGCCGUUGGGUCUCUGGAUCCCAGUGCUGACCUGUCCAGCCAAAGAGGGAAAGUCUUCAAACUAAGGAAUGAAACACAUCACCUCUUUGUAGGAUUAUACCCAGGGACUACGUAUUCAUUCACCAUCAAAGCCAGCACAGUCAAGGGCUUUGGGCCACCCAUCACAACACGGAUUGCAACUAAGAUUUCAGCACCGUCGAUGCCAGAAUACGACACGGACUCCCCCCUGAAUGAGACUGACACUACCAUCACCGUUAUGCUGAAGCCCGCUCAGUCCCGGGGAGCACCUGUCAGUGUCUAUCAACUUGUUGUCAAGGAGGAGAAGCUGCAGAAAGCACGGAGAGCUGCAGACAUCAUUGAAUGCUUCUCCGUCCCAGUGAGCUACAAGAAUGCUUCCAGUCUUGACUCACCACACUACUUUGCAGCCGAGCUGAAACCCAUCAACCUGCCCUUCACACAGCCGUUCACAGUGGGUGACAACAAAACCUACAAUGGCUACUGGAAUGCUCCACUUUCUCCCCUGAAAAGCUACAGCAUAUACUUCCAGGCUCUUAGCAAGGCAAAUGGAGAAACAAAAAUCAACUGUGUCCGGCUGGCAACAAAAGCAGUAAUAGGUAGGCAACAGGUGACCACGCGAAACCCGCCCAGCCUCUUGAGCACAGGAGCUUCCACCCAGAAUUCCAAUGCAGUGGAACCAGAAAAACAAGUUGACAGCACAGUGAAAAUGGCCGGAGUUAUAGCUGGUCUUCUGAUGUUUGUUAUUAUCCUCUUGGGAGCAAUGCUUACCAUCAAGAGAAGAAGAAAUGCAUAUUCCUACUCCUAUUACUUGCAUUCAAGCCAAUGUUUUAGGGGCCUCUCUGUCUUCUACAGGACCAGGAAGCUAGCCAAGAAGCAGAAGGAGACUCAGACCAGCACACAGAGGGAGAUGGGUCCUGUGGCUACUUCUGACAAGACCUCUACCAAACUCAGUGCUGUUCACAAUGAAGAAGCUUUUUCUUCCAGCUGCCAGGAUGUUAAUGGAUUCACAUCACCCUCUCCUUGUUCAUUUUCUGUCCAAAGCAAAACCCUUCAGAGCAAAUCUUUGUUGAAUUCCUACUACUCAGUAUCAUCAGACACUGUUCCAUCGACCACGCUGUUAGGUAAGAAGACAGACAGUAGCCAUGGAGAGAUGACCCAGCCAACCCUGACUAUCCAGACCCACCCAUACCGGAGCUGCGAGCCGGUGGAAAUGUCCUACCCCCGGGGGCAGUUUCAGCCAGCCAUCCGAGUGGCCGACCUGCUGCAGCACAUCACCCAGAUGAAGCGAGGACAGGGCUAUGGAUUUAAAGAGGAGUAUGAGGCACUACCCGAGGGGCAGACUGCAUCCUGGGAUACAGCCAAAGAAGACGAAAACCGCAAUAAAAACAGAUAUGGAAACAUAAUCUCCUAUGAUCAUUCAAGAGUGAGAUUGCAGCUGCUGGAUGGGGACCCUCACUCUGACUACAUAAACGCCAAUUACAUAGACGGCUACCACCGGCCUCGCCAUUACAUUGCAACUCAAGGGCCGAUGCAAGAGACAGUGAAGGAUUUCUGGAGAAUGAUUUGGCAAGAAAACUCUGCAAGUGUUGUCAUGGUCACCAACUUGGUGGAAGUGGGAAGGGUAAAGUGUGUUCGAUACUGGCCAGAUGACACAGAGGUCUAUGGAGAUAUUAAAGUCACAUUAAUUGAGACGGAACCACUGGCAGAGUAUGUCAUACGCACAUUUACUGUACAAAAGAAAGGCUACCAUGAGAUCCGAGAGAUUCGGCAGUUCCAUUUCACCAGCUGGCCAGACCAUGGGGUUCCUUGCUACGCCACAGGCCUCCUGGGCUUCGUUCGUCAGGUGAAGUUUCUCAAUCCCCCAGAAGCAGGACCCAUUGUUGUGCACUGCAGUGCUGGGGCCGGGAGAACAGGGUGCUUUAUUGCCAUCGACAUCAUGCUUGACAUGGCAGAGAACGAAGGCGUGGUGGAUAUAUUUAACUGCGUGCGAGAGCUGCGAUCCCAAAGGGUCAAUUUGGUGCAGACGGAGGAGCAGUAUGUAUUUGUCCAUGAUGCCAUUUUGGAGGCAUGUCUCUGUGGCAACACGGCCAUUCCAGUUUGUGAGUUCAGAUCCAUAUAUUACAACAUCAGCAGACUAGAUCCACAGACCAAUUCCAGCCAGAUAAAAGAUGAGUUUCAGACUCUCAAUAUUGUGACACCGCGUGUUCGGCCAGAAGAUUGCAGCAUAGGUCUUUUGCCAAGGAACCAUGACAAGAACCGCUGCAUGGAUGUGUUGCCCUUGGACCGGUGCCUGCCUUUCCUCAUCUCGGUGGAUGGCGAGUCAAGUAACUACAUCAAUGCUGCACUCAUGGAUAGCCACAAGCAACCUGCUGCCUUUAUUGUAACCCAACACCCUUUGCCCAACACCAUAGCAGACUUCUGGAGGCUGGUGUUUGAUUAUAACUGCUCCUCUGUUGUGAUGCUGAAUGAGAUGGAUGCAGCACAGCUCUGCAUGCAGUACUGGCCAGAGAAGACAUCCUGUUGUUAUGGCCCAAUUCAAGUAGAGUUUGUUUCAGCAGACAUUGAUGAAGAUAUCAUCAACCGGAUAUUCCGGAUCUGCAACAUGGCCAGGCCCCAGGAUGGGUAUCGCAUAGUUCAGCACCUGCAGUACAUUGGCUGGCCAGCAUACAGGGACACCCCUCCUUCCAAACGCUCCCUCCUGAAGGUGGUCAGAAGGUUGGAGAAGUGGCAGGAACAGUACGAUGGGAGAGACGGACGCACUGUUGUCCACUGCCUGAAUGGUGGGGGGCGCAGCGGCACCUUCUGUGCCAUCUGCAGUGUGUGUGAAAUGAUUCAACAGCAAAAUAUCAUUGAUGUGUUCCACAUAGUGAAAACAUUACGGAAUAACAAAUCCAACAUGGUGGAGUCACUGGAACAGUAUAAAUUUGUAUACGAGGUUGCACUGGAAUACUUGAGUUCCUUUUAG